This is a messenger RNA of Lotus japonicus, 965 nucleotides long. RefSeq lists its product as uncharacterized. Gene Ontology annotation, molecular function: GTPase activity; GTP binding. Gene Ontology annotation, biological process: vesicle-mediated transport; intracellular protein transport. Gene Ontology annotation, cellular component: cytoplasm. The transcript has 7 exons. The record is from RefSeq and is a predicted model, not a curated record. The coding region runs from base 105 to 656 and encodes 183 amino acids. NCBI's taxonomy places the organism in Eukaryota, Viridiplantae, Streptophyta, Magnoliopsida, Fabales, Fabaceae.
AACGCUACCCAGUGGGUGUCGUUUGUUGAAAUUCAAAGUUGAAAGUUGAAAGUUGAAAGUUGAAAGUUGAUACUCUCUCUCAUUCUCUGCAGAAAUUCACAGGCAUGGGUCAAGCUUUUCGGAAGCUCUUCGAUACCUUCUUCGGCACCUCUGAGAUGCGGGUUGUGAUGCUUGGUCUUGAUGCUGCUGGAAAGACAACUAUACUGUACAAACUCCACAUUGGAGAAGUUUUAUCAACUGUUCCUACUAUUGGCUUCAAUGUGGAGAAAGUUCAGUAUAAGAAUGUUAUUUUUACUGUCUGGGAUGUUGGAGGACAAGAGAAAUUAAGGCCACUCUGGAGGCACUAUUUUCAAAAUACAGAUGGUCUGAUUUAUGUUGUUGAUAGCCUGGACCGUGAGAGAAUUGGUCAAGCAAAGCAAGAAUUCCAGGCAAUCAUAAAUGAUCCGUUUAUGCUAAAUAGUGUCAUAUUGGUGUUUGCAAACAAACAGGAUCUGAGAGGGGCAAUGACGCCAAUGGAAGUAUGCCAAGGACUCGGUCUGUUUGAUCUAAAGAACAGAAAAUGGCACAUACAAGCCACUUGUGCACUUAAGGGUGAUGGCCUUUAUGAAGGCUUGGACUGGUUGUCUUCAACUCUGAAGGAGAGACAAGCUGCUUGAUACUCCUCUUCAAUUGGAACAUUAUCCUUCUAAAUGUCAAGGUAUUUUGGCCCUUGUUAUUGACGAACGUGUAGAGUUUGGCUAGAUUCAUUAAAAAAUGCUGUAGAAAAGUACUCAAUUUUUUAGGGUUGCAUUGAUUAGGUUACGUCAAAAGCUGAAGUGUAUAGAUGCUUUGAGUUGCAGAUACUAGAUAUAUGACUCUGGUACACUGUACAUAAAUUUGAGCGCGACGAAUGAAAACUACUUUGGAGACACGAAUUGUGUUGGCAUUAUGAAUUCAUUCAAUGAUUACGUGCUUGACUUACUGUA